Mollisia scopiformis is the source of this 507-nucleotide messenger RNA. RefSeq lists its product as uncharacterized. The transcript is spliced from 3 exons. NCBI's taxonomy places the organism in Eukaryota, Fungi, Ascomycota, Leotiomycetes, Helotiales, Mollisiaceae. The record is from RefSeq and is a predicted model, not a curated record. The coding region runs from base 1 to 507 and encodes 168 amino acids.
AUGUCGUCCAUUCAAGUUCAAGCCCAGAAUCAUAUCUCCGCCAUUGAUAAAGAAUUGUCCAAAUAUGAGACUUUGAACAACCUCGAGAGGCAGACUGGCUUCCCCAAAGUCUACGGAUUUCUCGGCCUUAUCGCAUUCUACUUCUUCUUCAUCUUCUUCAACAUCGGUGGUCAACUCUUGACUAACCUUGCUGGAUUUGUGAUUCCUGGUUACUAUUCCCUCGAAGCGCUCUUCAGCGUUGGGAAGAGCGACGAUACUCAGUGGCUUACAUACUGGGUUGUCUUUGCAUUCUUCACCGUCUUUGAAAGCGCCGUCAACGCCGUCUACUGGUUCCCAUUUUACUUCACAUUCAAGUUCAUCCUCGUUCUUUGGCUUGCUCUUCCUCAAACCGGUGGCGCCCAAAUUGUCUUCCGCUCGUUCAUCCAGCCAGUUUUCGCUCGCUACUUCUCUGGACCAGGUGCGAGCGCAGCCAACCUCCGCUCCAAGGUUGACGAGAAGACCUUGUAA